AUGGAGAAUUGUUCAAAGGUGGAGGAGUUCAUCCUUGUGGGAUUAACAGAUUCCCCUGAACUUCAAGUCCCUCUCUUCAUAAUAUUCACUAUCAUCUACCUCAUCACUCUGAUGGGGAACUUGGGUCUGCUAUUCCUGAUAUCAUGGGACUCCCAUUUGCACACACCCAUGUACUUUUUCCUCAGUAACCUCUCUCUGGCAGAUUUGGGCUACUCUUCAGCCAUUACUCCUAAAGUGAUGGCUGGAUUCUUCUCAGGAGGCAAAACCAUCUCCUAUGGUGGAUGUGCUACACAAAUGUACUUCUUUGUGUACUUUGCCACAGUUGAAAGUUAUCUGCUGGCUGCUAUGGCCUAUGAUCGCCAGGUUGCCGUGUGUAAGCCCCUACAUUACAACACAACAAUGACAUCUAGGGUUUGUGCUAGUCUGGCCAUUGGUUGCUACGUUUGUGGUUUUCUGAAUUCUUCCACUCACACAGGAAACACCUUCCGCCUCCACUUUUGCAAUUCCAAUGUGAUCCAUCACUUUUUCUGUGACAUUCCACCCCUCUUGGUUCUCUCCUCCUCUGUCACAUAUAUCAACGAAUUGGUUGUCUUCUUUGCUGUAGUUUUCCAUUCAUCUUUUACAAUUUUUUUCAUUUUGAAAUCCUACUUUUUAAUUUUCAUUGCCAUUUUAAGGAUGCGCUCAGCUGAGGGCCGCCAGAAAGCCUUCUCUACUUGUGCUACCCAUCUCACAGCUGUGUCCAUAUUCUAUGGGACAGUAAUCUUCAUGUAUUUACACCCCAGCUCCAGGCAUAACAUGGACACAGACAAAAUGGCUUCAGUGUUCUACACCAUAGUCAUUCCUAUGUUGAAUCCUUUGGUCUAUAGUCUGAGGAAUAAGGAAGUCAUUAGUGCAUUUAGGAAAUUUGUGAGUAAAGCAAUAUCUUCAUUAGGCAUCUUUUUUAAUUAA
Messenger RNA from Vombatus ursinus (common wombat), 948 nucleotides. RefSeq names its product olfactory receptor 5B12-like. Gene Ontology annotation, biological process: sensory perception of smell; G protein-coupled receptor signaling pathway. Gene Ontology annotation, cellular component: membrane. Lineage: Eukaryota; Metazoa; Chordata; Mammalia; Diprotodontia; Vombatidae. The record is from RefSeq and is a predicted model, not a curated record. The transcript has a single exon. The coding region runs from base 1 to 948 and encodes 315 amino acids. Gene Ontology annotation, molecular function: olfactory receptor activity; odorant binding; G protein-coupled receptor activity.